AUGAGUUUCACCACAGUGGCCCAAUGCGAGCUGGACGGCGGCCAUGGGGAAUCUGAUAGCAGUCACCAUGAUACUGCCUCAGACAGCACGCAAGACGGAGACGAGUCGACCGAGAGCUCGCGUCCCGGAUCGCAGACGAUACUGGACACGCCACCAGGAGAAGUCUCUGGUCAAGACGACGACGAUGCACAUGGACAAUUCCUGUCCUUUCCUGUUGUCCCAACCUCCAUUGAUGGACUGCUGCUUGACGAGACGAUGCAGUGCGAGCUUUCAUGGCCAUCAGAUUGGAGCAACACGCCGCAUUGCCGUUCCCCAUCGGUCAAGACCCUGAUACGCGCCGCCUGGGCCAUGGUGGCCAGCCGGAUGACCGACUCUGACAAGAUCCAAUUUAGCGUUGGGCGUCUUGAGACCGCAAAAUCACCAAGUAGUGGGGAAUCGGGGCUCCUGGGUAAUACCGUGCUUGUAGAGCAGACCGUGCUGCGAGCAAACUGCGUGGCACACCAGACGGUUGCCGAGUACAUCCAGUCCAUCCAGGCACAGGCAGAAAGAGCCCCAGACAAAGGAUGGACGCAGUUCCAGCAUCCAAACAACACUGGCACGCCGGCAGCUUCCGUCAGCGGAGAAAGACAGAUGCCAUGCACCUUGGUUCUAUCUCGGUGCGGCGCCCCCGCGAGACUGGGCCCGGGUGCCUCGUCGGCUGCCGGUGACGACGAGGGGGUGCAGAAACAUCUCGAUGGCUACGCGUUGGUGCUCGACAUUCAACAGCACCAAGCGCGCCUCGAGGUCGAGGCAAGGUUCGAUUCGAGGUUUCUAGAGCCAUGGGUGCUGGGGAAACUGUUGAAACGCCUCGAGUUGUUGGUCCACCAGUUCCACGAGGCGGAUCCUGCUGGGCGUCUGUCGGAAGUAGACUUGUUGACUCGAGACGAUCUGGAGCAGAUCUGGGCGUGGAACGGCUCUCUUCCGCCUCCCGUUGAUCGAUGCAUGCACCAAGUGUUCCACGACAUGGCCUUGAGCCAGCCACUGGCUCUGGCCGUGGACGCAUGGGAUGGUCAGUUGACGUACCAAGACCUGGAUCGCUUCUCGACGCAACUGGCAGCACGCCUCGUUGCCAUGGGCGUAGCCAAUGAGACCUUCGUGCCCCUGUGUUUCGAAAAGUCCAUGUGGAUGCCCGUGGCCAUGAUGAGCGUGCUCAAGGCCGGCGGCGCCUUUGUCUUGCUCGAGCCAUCUUUUCCAGAGCAGCGUCUCCUGGCCAUGGUGCAAGGGGUCAAUGCCAGUCUGGGGCUUUGUUCAGCCGCCAACGAGCCGCUCUGUUCUAGGCUUCUCGACAUGGCAGUCGUCAUCAACCGGCAUUCUCUCGGUUCCUGUCCACAGGAAACAAGCGGCCAGGAGGAUGCCAGUCACGAUACCCGUCAUUCAUCCGACUCGGCCAUGUUUGCCGUCUUCACCUCGGGAAGCACAGGAAAGCCCAAGGGAGCCAUUCUGACGCACGCAAACUACGCCUCGGCGCUGCAUCACCAGUUGCGGCCCCUGGGCUUCUCCAGAGACUCGCGCGUCUUCGAUUUUGCGUCUUACGCAUUCGACGUCUCGGUCCAUAAUGUAUUUGCGACACUCACCUCAGGCGCCUGCCUAUGCAUACCGUCCGACCAGGCACGUCACAAUGACAUCUCGGGGGCCAUGGCGGACAUGGGCGUGACGAUUGCCCAUGUGACGCCGUCCGUAAGUCGUCUCAUAAGCCCGGAAGCGGUGCCUCUUUUGAAAACCAUGAUAUUUACCGGCGAGCCUCUCUCUGUCGACGACGUGGCCCGCUGGUGGAACAAGCUUGACAUUGUCAACGAGUACGGGCCGGCCGAGUGCACCAUCAAUACGGUCAAUCGCGAUGCGCCCACCCCCGAGGCUGCCACCCGCAUCGGGCCAGCACUGGGAGUGUCGGCAUGGAUCGUGGAUCCCGACAAUCACGACAGGUUGGCUCCCGUAGGCUGCGUCGGCGAGCUUCUCAUCGAGGGCGCCCUGGUCGGCCGCGGCUACAUCAACGACCCGGCCAACAACGCAAGAGCCUUUGUGCAGAGCCCCCGUUGGCUGGUCCGGGGUGUUCCGGGCUAUUCGGGGCGCCAAGGUCGGUUGUAUAAGACGGGGGACUUGGUCCGGUACAACCAAGAUGGCAGUCUCACAUACGUUGGGCGGAAGGACGUGCAAGUCAAAAUCCGUGGCCAGAGGCUCGACCUCGGCGAAAUCGAGCACUGGGUGCGAAGCUGCGUCUCGGAUGCCCACCAGGUUGUCGCUGAGGUGAUUGUGCCCCGAUCUGACAAUGCCAGCCCUACGCUGGCAGUGUUUAUUCAGUCUCGGGGUAAAGCAAGCGACGACGCUGCCCAUCAUCCGGGUGCCGCCGAGAUACGCGCCGUGCCGGCCGAGACUCGGACCGCCCUCGCCGCCCGUCUGCCGUCUUACAUCGUACCGACCGUCUUCUUCUGGAUGGCCAAGCUCCCCGUGACGCCGACGGGGAAAAUGAACCGCAAGAGCCUGAGAGAGCUCGGUUCGUCGUUUUCGCCCGAGCAGCUCGCCGCAGCACGGGCAAGCGGCCACGACGGCCACCGCUCGAAGCGACAGCCGUCUUCGGAAAUGGAGCUGCGUGUCCGAGACAUCUGGGCUCGAGUGCUUGGUCUCGCAGCAGCUGAAGUUUGGCUCGACGACAACUUUUUCCAUCUCGGAGGAGACUCGAUUCACUCCAUGAAGGCUGCGGCCGACGCCCGUAGGCUCGGCUUGCAGAUGACAGUCAUGGACAUCUUUCAUCACCCGGUACUGCACGACUUGGCAAAGCACUGUCAUGCGCUGCUCGACCUCUGCAUCCAGCCCAUGGCUGCCUUUGAAUUGCUCGGAGACGACGUCCAUGUAGAUUCUCUUGUCGGCGCCAUGGCCACCAAGUAUAACCUAGAUCCGUCGGCAAUACAAGAUGCCUACCCUUGCACGCGGCUGCAGGAGGGUCUCAUGUUCCUCACUUCGAAAAGGCCGGGCGACUACAUGGAGCAAAGCGUUCUAGAACUCGCCUCGGACAUCUCGGUCGACCGCCUGCGACGAGCGUGGGACAAGACGAUCCAAGCCCAGCCUAUACUCCGCACGCGGCUGGCGCAGGGCGGCAACCUUGGCUUACUGCAACUGGUGCUCGACGACAGAGCCCAGUGGACAGAAACAGUUGGGCUAGACCGGUAUUUACAUCAGGAUAGAGAGCGGUCCAUGGAUCUGGGAGAUGCUCUCUCGCGCUACGCACUGGUUCGGGACAAGUCGGGCGGGCCAAGGUGGCUCGUAUGGACAGUCCAUCACGCCAUAUACGACGGCUGGUCGAUGCGGCUCGUCAAGGACGCCGUUGUCAAGGCAUACCAGGGGCAAGUCAUUGACGAGCCGUCCCCAUUUCAGGCAUUUAUCAAGUACGUCCAAGAGCAAGACGAUGUAAAAGCUGCAGGAUAUUGGCAGCAUGCGCUCAAAGGAUUCGACGGCGCUCCCUUCCCGUCGUCGGCAUCCUCGACCCAAGACCCCGUCGCCGACGCUGUCGAGGAGCGUCUAAUGCCGGGUCCCAGGGUUUGCAGCAGGGGCAUCACGGUGUCUCUGCUUAUUCGCGCCGCCUGGGCACUCGUCGUGGGUAAAAUGACCGGUUCCGACGACGUUCUAUUUGGCUCGACCCUGUACGGGCGCAACGCCGCCGUCGGGGGGCUCGACAACAUGGCUGCACCGACAAUUGCGACAGUGCCGGUGCGCGUCAGGUUCUCAAAGGAACAGACUGUCGCACACUAUCUUCAGACCAUACAGCAAGAGGCGGCCGAGAUGAUGCCCUUUGAGCAAACCGGGCUCCCGAGGAUCGCGUCGACGUGUCCCGAGGGCCGAAAGGCGUGCCGGUUUCAGACACACGUCGUCAUCCAGCCCGAGGACGAUUGCAGCGGCGACGGAGUCUUGGGCCAGUGGAAGAGCGGCAGCCAGGAACAAUGGUUCAGCACGUACGCGCUGACGCUCGAGGUCUGGCUGGGCCCCGACGGGAUCCUGGCCUCUGCCAUGUUUGACUCGAGGGUGAUUGAGCCUUGGGUAGUGAGCCAGAUGUUGGCCCAGCUCGAGUCGGCCAUGCACCAGCUAAGCCACGCCUCCGAGGCAGAUACUUUGAGCGAUGUUGAUCUGGUGACCUCGGAGACCCGAGAUCAGAUUUGGCAGUGGAACGCAUGCGUCCCUGAAGGGGUCGAUGGCCGUGUCGAGGAUUUGCUGGUCAACCAAGCCAGGGUUCGACCGGAUUCUCCCGCAAUUUGCGCUUGGGACGGGGAGCUGGCAUAUCGCGAGCUGGACGACUUGUCCUCGAGGGUGGGAGCUGUGCUAGCAGAAGCCGGCGUCGGCACGUCGGAGACGUUGAUUCCCUUGUGCUUUGACAAGUCCAUGUGGGCAGCCGUUGCCAUCUUUGGCGUCCUCAAGGCCAACGCGAGCUUCAUCUUGCUCGAUCCACGGCUGCCGCUGUAUCGUCUUCGCGCCAUCAUGCGGCAAGUCAAGAGCGGCGUGGUGGUGACGUGCCCGUCGAGGCAUCAACUUUGCUCGCAGCUUGCCCCCAAGACCAUUUCACUUGAUUGGGAUAUGGUACUCGGCGCAUCGUUGGAAAGACGGGUCACCGAGGCGGCAGUGCGAGAGCAAGGGUCAUGGCCGUCGUCCAUGGCGUACGCCAUAUUCACGUCGGGGAGUACUGGGGCGCCAAAGGGAGUCAUGAUAUCGCACACAAAUGCCCUGUCGGCGCUCCAUCACCAAGUCGAAGCCAUGGGACAUACGGAACAGUCGAGACUGCUCGACUUUGCGGGAUACAGUUUCGACGUGUCCAUCAGCAACAUCUUCAGCAUGGUGGCUUCAGGCGGCUGUCUUUGCGUCCCCAGCGAGGACCAGCGAAUCCACAGCCUCGAGGAUGCCGUCAAGCUGAUGAGGGUCAACGCGCUCGACCUCACACCCUCGACGUUGCAGCUCCUGUCUCCGGAGCGGGUGCCCGAGAUACGGACGCUGACGCUGGGCGGCGAAGCGCUGCGUGCGGCCGACGUGCAGGCGUGGUGGGACAAGGCGCGCAUCUGCAACGCGUAUGGGCCGAGCGAAUGCACGCCGACCAGCAUCAUCAACUAUCUCGCAACGAGCCCAAUGGAGGCUACGGCCAUUGGAAGGGGAGCAGGCGUUGUGACCUGGAUUGUGGACCCAGAUGACCACGACGAGCUGCUGCCCGUGGGCUGCACCGGCGAGCUGCUCCUCGAAGGGCCGCUGGUUGGGCUUGGCUACCUUGGUCAGGCGGAAAAGACCGAGUCGGCCUUCAUCAGGGACCCGCGAUGGCUGCUGCUCGGGUCCGCCCUCCACCCCGGCCGCCGUGGUCGGCUUUACAAGACGGGCGACUUGAUCCGGGGACAGCGUGUGGAUCCAGGAGAGAUUGAGAGCCUUCUCUGCUGCCAUGGCCGCGUGCAAGAGGCGGCAGUAGUCUUUGGUCAACACGGUAAAGGGCGAGAAGCUCGGCUGUUUGCGUUUGUCACAGUCAGAUCCGACGAAGCCAUUGCUGGCCAGACAAAGUCCAGCGACACCGACGCGUUGCAGAGACAAUGGCACGUAAACAAGAUGGAUUCGUGGGAAAGCCAGUUUGACCAAGAGACGUACGCGUCCAUCGAUGCUAUUGCGCCCGCGGCCAUCGGGCGAGACUUCAUUGGGUGGUCUUCCAUGUACGACGGCAAGGAGAUUGACAGCCGCGACAUGAACGAGUGGCUGGACGAUACAAUCGAGACGAUUCUCAACGGCGGCGCGGCCGGCCGCGUUCUCGAACUCGGCACCGGGUCGGGCAUGAUACUCUUCAGCUUGGCCAGACACGGACUCGAGAGCUAUGUCGGCGUGGAGCCGUCGUCCAAGGCCGUCGACUUUACCGCCAAGACGGCCAAGUCGGAUCCGGCCCUGGCGGGCAAGGUGCAAGUCUUCAAGGGCACGGCAGACGACAUUUUGCGGCGGCCCGACGACGUCGGUCGCCCUCAGCUAGUCGUCAUCAACUCAGUCCUCCAAUACUUCCCAAGCCAGGACUACCUCUUUGGCAUCAUACGCAGCUUGGUCGGCCUCGAAGGCGUCGAGACCAUAUUCUUCGGCGACGUGCGAUCAUAUGCCCUGCACCGCGAGUUUCUGGCCGCGCGCGCUCUGCGCAUGGCCAACAAGGACGUGACGCUCGACGAGUUUCGACACAUUGUCGGUAACCUGCAGCGGGUCGAGCCAGAGCUGCUCGUGGACCCUGGAUUCUUCACUGGCCUGCCCGACCGCCUCCCCGGCAUCAGGCACGUUGAAAUACUGCCAAAGAGGAUGGAGGCCACCAACGAGCUCAGCAGCUACCGAUACGCCGCCGUGUUGCAUGUCGCCUGUCCGCAGCAGGUUCAAGAGGUCAGCCAAGCGGGCUGGGUCGACUACGCGGCCAGCAGCCUGGACAGAUGCUCUCUAUUGCGGCUCCUGGAAGUGGACCGUGGCUCUCUCACGCCAACCGUGGCCAUUUCCAACAUUCCCUAUAGCAAGAUUGUGUUGGAGAACAAGAUUGUCCAUUUAACCGGCGACACUGCGGAGCGCCAGGUGCCAAACGACGACAACUGGCUCUCGGAAGUGCGCCAAGAGGCGCGAGAGGAAGCGUCGCCGCUGUCGGCGCUUAAUCUGACGGAGCUGGCGCGGCAAGCGGGCUACCAGGUGAGCGUCAGCUGGGCCCGGCAGCAUUCGCAGCGCGGCGGACUCGACGCCAUAUUUCAUAGCCCCGGCCGAGGCGGGAAAGAAGGCGGCCGAGCAGGCGAGCCGAGAGCGCUGUUUCGGUUUCCCACCGAUCACCAUGGACGGUCCAUGGCAUCGCUCAGCAGCCAUCCCCUUGGGCAGCAGACCGACGCCAGGGUCCAGGGACAGCUCCAGGACAUGGCGAAGCUGAAGCUGCCGUCGUACAUGGUGCCUCAUGCCAUUACCAUUUUGGACAAGAUGCCCAUCGACCACAACGGCAAGACGGAUCGCCGCCUGCUGGCCGAGAGCGCCAGAGAGCAAGAGUCCCCGCCGCUGGGAGACAAGAAGCUGCCUCCGUCAACGGCGCAAGAGGAGACGCUGCAGGGCAUCUGGGCUCGCGUGCUCGGCGUGAUGCCCGACAGGAUCGGGAUGGAAGACGGGUUCAUCCAGCUCGGGGGUGAUUCGCUUCAGGCCAUGAGGAUUGUCAGCGCGGCUCGCGAUGCGGGCAUCAAGCUCGAGGUUGCCGACAUGUUCCAGCACGCAACGACGAGCAUAAAGAGCCUGUUGGCUACCGCGGAGGCCAGGAGGGCGAGCUGCAGCCCCCAGAAUGGCUGUCCCGCUGCCCUGACAGACCGCAUCAUGGCAGACAUUGCUCGGCAUGACCUGAGCGUAGCAUCGGCCCAGGCGGGAGCGGCAGAGAUGGUGGGCGAGACGGAUGCCACCGGGGGCAAGGGGUGCGGUAGGCUGCUCACGGUGCUCCUGACGGGAGCCAACGGCUACAUUGGCACGCAGAUCCUGCGCCAGCUGCUCGAGGACGGACGAGUCGGGCGUGUCGUGGCUGUCGCCAGGGGCGCAACGCAAGCCGAUGCCAGGCGGCGAACCAUUGAGGCGGCCAAGAGGGCGCAGUGGUGGACCGAGUUUCACGACAGGACGCUCGACGUGUGGGCGGGGGACCUGGCGCAGCCGCGUCUCGGCCUCGACGCGGCUAACUGGCGGUCCGUCAGCGACGGCGUGGUGCAUGUCGUGAUACACAACGGCGCCGCCGUGCACUUCAUCAAGAGCUACGCGGCGCUGGAGGCGGCCAAUGUGCGCUCCACGGCCGAGCUGCUGCGCGCCACGGCCGAGGUGCCGCACAUGAAGCUCGUGUACGUGUCGAGCGCGCGGUUCGGGGACCCGAGCGACGAGGCGGAGCGAGACGUGGCGCGGCAUCUGGCCGCGAACCCCAACGGGUACAACGAGACCAAGUUUGUCGCCGAGACGCUGGUGCGGCGUGCGGCGGCGCGGCGGCGCGGCGGCGGAGGCGGGGCCGGCGGGGCCGGCGGCAGCCCCGAGUCCAAGUUUGUCGUCGUCAGCCCGGGCCUCGUCGUGGGGACGCCGACCGAGGGCGUGGCCAACGCCGACGACUGGCUUUGGCGCAUGGCGUCGGCGUGCAUGCGCGUCGGCGCCUUUGCCGGCGACGAAAGCGACAGGUGGAUCCCCGUGGCCGACGUCGGGUCCGUGGCGGCGGCGGUUGUGAGCGCCGCCAUGCCGGGCGCGGGCGGCCCCGUCGUCCGGCAGAUCACGGGCGGGCUCACCAUGGGGGAAUUCUGGGCGACGGUCGCGGCAGCAGGCUACCGUCUGCGCGCCCAAGACGCGCCCGUGUGCGCCGAAGCCAUUCGGCGCGACAUGGACGCGCACAAGGACUCGCAUCCGCUGCAGGCUCUCGCCCACAUGUUGGACGGCCUGGGCGACACGGCGAGGGAGCCUUGGGCCGAGAGCUGGCGCUCGGGCGGCAGCGGCGCGUCGCCGACGAGAUUGAGGGCCGCCGUGCUGAAAAGCGUGCGCUUCUUGGCCGACGUUGGCUUCCUGCCGAAGCCUACGGCCGCGGGGCCUCCGCAGACGAGCAUGGGCGCCUUUACGAGGUCGGGGGGGUUGGAGGCUCGCGCGGCUUGA
Molecule: messenger RNA, 8646 nt
Organism: Hirsutella rhossiliensis
Lineage: Eukaryota; Fungi; Ascomycota; Sordariomycetes; Hypocreales; Ophiocordycipitaceae
Product: AMP-binding enzyme domain-containing protein
Exons: 2
Coding region: 1-8646 (2881 amino acids)
Biological process (GO): secondary metabolite biosynthetic process; amino acid activation for nonribosomal peptide biosynthetic process
Cellular component (GO): cytoplasm
Molecular function (GO): catalytic activity; phosphopantetheine binding
Source: RefSeq, a predicted model, not a curated record